Messenger RNA from Hemicordylus capensis (graceful crag lizard), 13451 nucleotides. It is a transcript of the gene SOX5, whose product is annotated as SRY-box transcription factor 5. Lineage: Eukaryota; Metazoa; Chordata; Lepidosauria; Squamata; Cordylidae. Gene Ontology annotation, biological process: cell fate commitment; positive regulation of chondrocyte differentiation; regulation of transcription by RNA polymerase II. The transcript has 15 exons. Bases 243 to 2528 code for a protein of 761 amino acids. Gene Ontology annotation, cellular component: nucleus. Gene Ontology annotation, molecular function: DNA-binding transcription factor activity, RNA polymerase II-specific; RNA polymerase II cis-regulatory region sequence-specific DNA binding. The record is from RefSeq and is a predicted model, not a curated record.
GUGGAGCUUUAUGGGAAUUGCUAUAGAACAACAGACAUGAAGGUAGACAAAGUACCUAUGCAGUGAGGACUGGCAGGCUUGCUUCAUGGUUCCCUGGAGUGAGAAAUAGAUGUGGUCACCUCACACACACCCCUAGCCCUUGUCUCUAUGCCCUGUGAUUUUCAAGGGACCGGCUUUUCAUACAAUGUGUAUUGCUCCGUGUUUGGGUACAAGAGGGAGAGAAUUUCACUGAAGGCUUGAGGAUGUCUUCCAAGCGACCAGCCUCUCCGUAUGGGGAAGCAGAUGGAGAGGUAGCCAUAGCGACAGGCAGACAGAAAGUGGAAGAAGAGGAGAGUGACGGGCUCCAAGCCUUUCACCUUCCUUUGCAUGUGAGUUUUCCCAACAAGCCUCAUUCUGAGGAAUUUCAGCCAGUUUCUCUGCUGACGCAAGAACCUUGCGGCCAUAGGACUCCCACCUCUCAGCAAAACACAAUGGAAGUUGAUGGCAAUAAGGUGAUGUCUUCAUUUGCCCUGCACAACUCAUCUACCUCACCCUCGAAGGCAGAAGAAGGUGGGCGUCAAAGCGGAGAGUCCUUCUCCAGUACAGCUCUGGGAACCCCUGAAAGGCGGAAAGGCAGCUUAGCGGAUGUUGUGGACACUCUAAAACAGAGGAAAAUGGAGGAGCUGAUCAAGAAUGAACCAGAAGAAACCCCCAGUAUUGAAAAGCUACUAUCAAAAGAUUGGAAAGACAAGCUUCUUGCCAUGGGAUCAGGGAACUUUGGAGAAAUAAAAGGGACUCCAGAGAGCCUAGCUGAGAAAGAGAGGCAGCUUAUGGGCAUGAUCAAUCAGCUGACCAGUUUGCGGGAGCAGCUGCUGGCAGCUCACGACGAGCAGAAGAAGCUGGCAGCCUCACAAAUUGAAAAGCAGCGCCAGCAAAUGGAGCUGGCCAAGCAGCAGCAAGAACAGAUUGCAAGACAACAGCAGCAGCUUCUUCAGCAACAGCACAAAAUCAACCUUCUUCAGCAGCAGAUCCAGCAGGUCCAAGGUCAGUUGCCGCCAUUAAUGAUCCCAGUAUUCCCUCCAGAUCAGCGAACUCUAGCAGCAGCAGCCCAGCAAGGAUUUCUCCUUCCUCCCGGUUUCAGCUACAAAGCAGGUUGCAGUGACCCUUACCCUGUUCAGCUGAUCCCAACAACCAUGGCAGCUGCUGCCGCGGCAACCCCCGGCUUAGGCCCGCUCCAACUGCAGCAGUUGUAUGCUGCCCAGCUUGCUGCGAUGCAAGUAUCCCCAGGUGGGAAAAUACCCGGCAUCCCACAAACCAACAUUGGUGCAGCAGUAUCGCCUACCAGCAUCCAUACCGACAAGAGCACAAACAGCCCUCCACCCAAAAGCAAGGAUGACGUGGCCCAGCCGCUGAACCUCUCGGCAAAGCCCAAGACAGCUGAUGGAAAGUCUCCCACAUCACCCACCUCUCCUCAUAUGCCAGCACUGAGAAUAAACAGUGGGAGCAGCUCACUCAAAUCUUCUGUGCCAGCAGCGUUAGCGAGUCCUUCCGCCAGAGUCAACACAAUAGAUAUUCUUUCUUCUAUCACGUCGUCAGGUUACUUAAACGACCAUGAUGCUGUUACCAAGGCAAUCCAGGAGGCCCGGCAGAUGAAGGAACAGCUACGGAGGGAGCAACAAGUUCUUGAUGGAAAGGUCGCUGUUGCAAAUAAUCUGGGUCUGAAUAACUGCAGGACAGACAAGGACAAAACGACACUGGAGAACCUGACUCAACAAUUGGCAGUGAAACAGAAUGAAGACGGGAAGUUUAGCCACACUAUGAUGGAUUUCAACAUGAGCGGAGACUCUGACGGAAGCGCAGGGGUUUCAGAAUCUCGGAUUUACCGGGAAUCCAGAGGUCGUGGGAGCAAUGAGCCCCAUAUCAAGCGCCCAAUGAAUGCCUUCAUGGUGUGGGCCAAAGACGAACGAAGGAAGAUCCUACAGGCCUUCCCUGAUAUGCACAACUCCAACAUCAGCAAAAUACUGGGCUCUCGCUGGAAAGCUAUGACGAACCUUGAAAAACAGCCAUACUACGAGGAGCAGGCCCGCCUCAGCAAGCAGCACCUGGAGAAGUACCCAGAUUACAAGUACAAGCCCAGGCCGAAGCGCACUUGCUUAGUGGACGGGAAGAAGUUGAGGAUCGGCGAAUAUAAGGCAAUCAUGCGCAACAGGCGUCAAGAAAUGAGGCAGUAUUUCAAUGUCGGACAGCAAGCACAGAUUCCCAUUGCUACAGCCGGUGUUGUCUAUCCUGGAGCCAUUACGAUGGCAGGAAUGCCUUCCCCACAUCUGCCCUCGGAGCAUUCGAGUGUGUCCAGCAGCCCAGAGCCUGGCAUGCCCGUUAUCCAGAGCACUUACGGCAUCAAAAGUGAGGAGACUUCUCACAUCAAAGAGGAGAUGCAGACCGACGACAUCAACGGUGAAAUGUAUGAUGAGUACGACGAAGAGGAGGAUGACCCCGAUGUGGACUAUGGCAGUGACAGUGAAAAUCACAUUGCAGGACAAGCCAACUGAUAAGGGGUCUAAAUUCUUGGUAUUGACCUUGGAGGACUUCAUUGGAAAGCCCCAACUGGUUUCUUACCCAGUGGCCAAGCACAUGAACUUCAUCCUCCUACACUGACUGUUACUUAAACUCUUAGUCUUAACUAGUUGGGACGUCUGCUGAUUAAUAGAGAUCAGCCUGCAUCGAAAACUUUUUAAAACAAACAUUUUUUUGUUUUAAACAAAACAAAAGUUUCAAAAAGAGACCAAGGCUCAGAGGAAGAAACCAUGACAAGGAAGACAACUAACAACAACAACAACAAAAAGGACGAAAAUAAGCUAUGGGUAAAAUAAUGCCAGUAAUUCAGCUGCUAUACCCAAGCACUGAAGUCUUACCCGUUCAACCUUUUAUUAUUAUUUUUUUUCCAAAUAAACUUUAUGGCUGUUUGUUCUACAAUGUUCUAGAAAAUUCUCACUCAGGUACACAGUGCCAACAAGUGGCUUGUGAAUGUGUUCUGUUGUUUUGUGCUACAGUUUAAAAAAAAUAUAUUUCUUUCGGUCGGGGACGGGGGAGGUAAUGCACCUGACAGGGAAAACAAAAGAGAUGAUAAAAAUUCUUUAUACUUCCCCCUCCAACUUUCCUACCUUCUUUCCCUCCUCCUUUCCAGAGAGAGUGUUCAAGACGCAUAUGUGUCUGGCUGGAAUGUGGGGACAGAACCCAUUUUGGUUCAUGUGGCAUUGUGUGUUCUAAUUCACUGCUAUACUGGUCAGUGGCAAGGAAGAGAUCCGGGCACAUCCUACUGGAGCUGCAGUACUACACCUGUACAAAGCCCUGUAGAGGUCUACAUUGGUGUAAACCAGCUGUAGAGUUGGAAGGUCCCUCAGGGUCUUCUAGUCCAGUUCUCUGCUGUAGCAGUUUCCUGCACUGAGCAGAGGGCUGGAUUAGAAGCCCUCCAAGAUCCCUUCCAACUCUGUUCUAUGGUUCUAUGAAUUAUUGUGCAGAUAAUUCUAUUAAUUAUUGCACAAGCUUCUGCAUGGUUUUAUAGAGUUACAGCUCAUACACUAGCCCUCAGCUUAUUUUACUUUUGCCUGUGUUCACUGAAUGCAGGCAUGGGAAGCGGGAUCACUGCUCCAUGUGUGUGUGGCCUUCUCCAGCUGCCAGGUUGUCCGCAAGGUUUCAGCCAAAGGUCUGAACUUUAGGAUUCUACCUGAGAUCAUCUGCAUUUAAGGUAUGCACUCUACUACUGAACUCUGGUCCUUCCCCUCCAAAAAAAUGCACCAUUUAGUCCCAAAUAAUGCAAUCACUUGGCUCUGCAUUUGGCCUCCCUUCCUCCUUGAUCUACACCCAUCAUUGAUGGGUUCCCUGGUCAUCAGUUGCCACUUGACCUAAAAAGCGCCUAGAGGAUUCAUGUGCCCUCAUCUUAUCUUGAUCUCUACUGGUCAGUGAGGGUCAGGAACUGAGCAUAUACUGCCAUAUGGACUAUAACUGGACAUCAUGUACUUCUGUUGCUACCAUCUCCACAACCAGUCCUUCUCUUUCUAGGCAGGGCAUCUUUUCACCAAUUGCACACCAGAUGUAGUCUCUGAGCAAGUGCCAAAUUUGUACUAAUGUGCUGAACUACUUCCAUUUCACGUUUUUGUUCCCUCAGUUGGAUAUUGUUUCUUCUUUUCUUACAUAUCAUCUUCAGUCUUAAGUUAGGGCAGUGCUGAGUCUUAGACAAUCUCUUGAAGAACCUGAUUACCAGCAGCUGGUGCAAUUAGAUUUUUUUUUUUAAUUUUAAGUUUUAUUUUUUACUCUAAAGGAAACUGUAGGUGCCAUUCUCAGGUGAAACAGCGAGAGAGAGAAAAGGAGAGAGAGAGAGAGAUAAAUAUAAGAACAAUAUUUAGAAAAAAUACUUUAUGAUCUUGGAUUUGUGUAUGCGUGUACGUUUUUGUGUGUGUGUGUUCAUGGUACUAAUAAGAAUAAAGACCCAGCAAUUGUUAGGGGGGAAAUAAGUUACUGGAUGAUGGUCCCACCUUCUUGAAAUGAUUGAGUCUACAUGAUGUCCUUAAUUGACACUUCAAAUUGCCGCAUAUAAAAGGAGAUGGCCCACUGUUUAUGUAUUAAAUACAGUGCUGAGGAAUAGAAAGGGUUACCCUUCUAAUAUUAAUAUUGGAAUAAAAGGGGUGAGGAUUGGUCAAUGCCUUGCAUUCAGACAUUCAGAACCCACAGCAUUGUCGUUCAGGUGUCAGGCAGUGACUGAAGUCAGAAGCAGAGCUGUUCAAACUCAUAAAAAUGGCAUCUUGGAUGAGCUGGACAAAUGCAGGCAUGAUUCACCCAGUAUGUGUAAACUCUUCAUCUUCCUUAAAGGAGUGAGAGGAUUAUGCAGACUGGUUGGGACAUUUUACUUAAGAUGUCAUGCUUCUAAUAUCAGGGCACACACUUCUGAAGCCUAGUCAGAAGCCUCUGCCAUCCAACAUACAUUAUAGCAGGUCCAGGUGUCUGAAAUGGGCCUUAGAAUGAGACAUAGCAAUGGCCAGAUCAGUCCAGCACUGUGAUACGUGACAUUGUCCCAAUGUCAUUGAGACAUUAUUUUUGUAUGGCAGAUAGACAACAGAAACAAAUAGGUUCUGAUUCACAAACUAACUAAAUCCAGGUACUGACAUUUAAGUUGAUUUAGGCUGCAAUCCAAUCCACACUUUCCUAGGAACAAGCCCCACUGAACACAGUGGGACACUUCUGAGUAAACCUGUGUAGGAUUGGGCUAUUAGUCCCUAUUAUUAUUAUUUGAUUAUUAUUAAUUCAAUUUCUAUACCGCCCUGCACAUAGACAUGUGCAUCUAGAUCUCCAGUGUCCAACAUUGCCUUAUUCGCUCCAAUGCAGAGAAUGUUUAGUAUGCACAAUUCCAUCCCAUUGAGAAUUCUCCCUGUUGAGCUCUCUCCCAAGCUGGAGGGAAUGAGACAGAAUGCUGUUCUCAUGGUGCUCCAUGAGCUGAAUCUAUGUAAGCUUGGCUCCCUGUCAUAAUGAGGAAGUGAAAGCUAUGAAAUCCAUGUGCUUUAUUCUCAUGUAAUAUUCUUAAGACCAGCAUGUCAACCAGCUGAAAUCCAUAGGAGUACAAUAGCUUAAAUCAAAGUACAUUGGCAUAAGCAGUGAUUCUGGCUUUCAGAUGGCAGUCCAGAACCACGGGCAACCACAGUGAUGGGCAUCCCGAUUUCAGAAUAAGUGGUUUCUGUACGGCAGCCUGGCACCUCUGCUUUAAGAAACUCUAUUGUGGCAGCAAUUCACAGAGUGGCGUGUUCUAAUGUAGAAAUACAUGAGACUCAUAAGUGAAGCAAAUUGAAGAGGCUCAUUCUUAUAUUCAGUGUGCUGCUAUGAAUCCUAUGCAUUGUAUAUGGCAGUUCUCCAUAGAAAAUGCCACACAUAUGCUCCAGCAUUUACAUGUUAAAAAUCAAGUUUCUAUCCCUUAUCUCCACCCAGAUAGCCUGGAGUGUUGAGUGGGCAAUGCCUGGUGCAAUCUCAGACGUUUAGAGGAGUUGCCGAAUAACAUUUCCAGCAGUUUGGGAGUGAGGCUUUAAUGCUCAUUCUCAUUCUUUGGCCUGCCACCGGAUAAAUUAUGUGGGGAAAGAGAGCAUUUGGGUGUUUGCUUCCUCUGCCUCAUUUACAUAGGUUGCAGAAUUCAGGUUAUCUUGAUGCAGAAUUCUGGGGUUUAGCACAGAUACAGCCAGAAUCCGCUUAGCAUGGUGCAUUCCUACGUCUGUCUGCGCUCUGUUUUCAGCAUGUCCCUUUUCCAACCAUUUCUGCGGUGCAUCAGGUGCUCUAGAAACCCGACAGAUGUUGAAAUUCUCUUCCCGAGAUGUGACACCACACCCUUCAGUAGUAACACCAUUGCACAACACUGGUGUAAUUCAAAAGGCUGUGUUCUUACACAGGCCAAGCAGUCAAGAUGCCCUAUCCUACAUCCUCAUUUACCAAUGCAGCCAGCAUCGGAAAUUCAGGAAAUAUUCCUAAAUGAGAAAGAACGGGUUGAUUCAGUGCAAUAAAUUACUAACAGCAGGUGUGGAAUCAUCCUCAUUCCUUUUGCCAGGACAGACUGGAUUAGUACCAUUCAAGGGAUACUUAGUUAUUGAGAUUUGGGGCCGGGUUUGUUGACUUGGAGGUUCCUUCCAUCUCUGUACGUAUGUUGGCAAGUCACACAGGCAAUAUACAUCACUUGUACAUUUUCCAUCAGGUGAUAACUGAACAAUUGAUACUUCUCAUUUGUAUGUGUGAACUCUUAAAAUAAUUGUGUAGGGAUCAAUGAGAUGGGUGGUGCUGGCACAAAAUGAGUGUCUCAUGGUCGACACACUCUUGAAAAUAUCUGGUCAUAUUCAGUGACUAUAAUGUAUUUGCCUGAGUGUGUCCAAUAUGGUGGCAAGCCAUAUCUGACAACAGUCCUGCAGGCACAGGACAUUGUUUCCAAGGUGGUGAUAUUGUCAUUGGAAGUCAUUACCAUCAUUUUGUAUAAUAUUAGAUAUUGAUAGUACAACUGUUUUAUUUGCCCUCAGAUUUGCAAAAAUGGUGGCACCUACAGAUCUCCUGGCAUUGAUACAGAACAUGUACUUGGAACAUUCAAAGUGAAGUCUAGAUCUGAGGGUGAUCUAGGCUUGGACUUGGUAGGGAAGGGACUCCAAGGGUAAAGACCAGUUUCGGAACUGAUCAGCCAGUCUCCAUCCAUCCUUAGUAACCCUUUGAAGAAUUGUGCUCUCAUUGAUCAAGUCAAAAUGUUUCGACAAACACAGGGCUCCCUGUGCAGACUUCUGGCAAACCAAACAAUUCCCCCGAGUCACUGAAGAGUUUUGACAAUACUUUGGUGAACAGAUAAGAUGCGUGUUAUAUCACUUAUAAUCACACCUGUAUGAUGAACAUCUUUGCUUUUAUGAUUUCCACCUCUGCUUCAGCAAUCCCCCCGCCCUCUCUCUCUCUCAAAAGACUUGCUCUGGGUUGACGUUCAGAGUUAGUGCAUCAUGUCCGCUAUGUCAGAGAUGUCUUGUUUUGUAUUGGUUGUAUUUGAUGACUGUGAGGUUUAAUUUUUUUCCGUUGAACUGCCUCUUCAUGCUAGUGUUGUAAUGGUACUUAUAAUAAGAAUAAUAAUGGUCAGCUGUUCCCAGAUAGCAAAAUAUGCAUAAUUUAUUGCCCUCUCUUUUUCUGCAAUAUGUUAUUAUUUCUGAUUUGGCAGUUAUCACAGACAACAAGUACAGCUGUUAAGGAUUUGUGUGUCCCCCUCCCACCCAAGUAUCCUCUUCAUUUCCUUUUGAUAUAUAAUAGGAGAACAGCAACAACUUUUUCCCCCUUUCCCCCCCUAUUCCUUUUAAAAAAUAAUAAUGUUGGGCCCACUGUCCCAUCAAGUUCAGACUUUUCUUACAGUGAGGUGAAUAAUGGAAUUGAUUCAAUACUUAUUUGGUUUGGGUUAUUUAAUGACAUUUUAGAAUAUAUAUAUAUCUUUUUCUAAAAGGACAAAAAACUAAAUCAGAUGUUCCCUGUCUUUGUGAACAAAAUAUUCCUGACUCUUGUGGGUUCAACCUCACAUUUGCUGGACACAAUUCCCAACAUCUUCUAUAGUCUGGGUUAAUUAUGUGACUUUGGACAACAUGAAUACUUUGUUUUAGCUCCAGGUUGCUUCCACCAAGGUAGGCAUGGUUGGAGCAAGUCAUAAACACACUACUUAUGGGGAAUAUGUCUUCUUGAGUGUUCCUGUGAUGCAAGCACUUAUAAAUGCAUGCAGACCUCUUACUUGCAUCCCCCGCUCCACUGAGGCAAGCUUCAAAAGGGAAUGAGAUUUUAUUCCGUAAUGUAGAUCUGAUUGCCCCACUCAAAAUUGCAUUGGACUUCUAUUACUGCAUUGGCUGUCCUAGAUUGAUUCCAGUGGGUCUGUGCUUGCAAGCGUUUGCUCAGCUGGGUCUAAGCAGUUGAAAAAUCUUGUGUAAACAUGGACCACUUCUGUGAGUAACUGGAAUAGUACUGAUCUCCAUUUCAUGGGGGAAAGCAUGCUUUUUUAUGGGGGGAGAAAGUGCUUUUAUAUUAAGCCAAUUCACUGUAUGUAAGGCAGAGUUUUCAAGGUUUGGACUCAAACUUCCUAAUGAGGUAGCCAUAAGAAAUAAUAUGAAGGGUGGAUCCAUUCAACCAGUCUCAACUUUAGUCUCAUGUCAACUGUUGCAUGGGUAGAUUCAUCUUGGCUUGCCUGAACAGGAAAGAAAGUAGAUCUGGGCAGAUAUGGAGAUUUUAUCCUAGGAUAGCAAGUCUCAAAUUUAACAGGUUGGCUCUGAGAUCAGUACUAGGAGUAUUAGGCAUGAUCUAGCUAACAGCAAGCAUGCUAGCACAUGUUUCAAGCUCCCCACGGAAAUCAGUGAAAUAAAAAGGGCUUAAUUCUGAUUAGAUUGUGUCUGAUCCUUGAGCAUUAAGACCCACUGGUUUUGUACCCCUCCAAUAAAGGUAAAAGUAAAGUGUGCCAUCAAGUUGAUUUCAACUCCUGGCGCCCACAGAGCCCUGUGGUUUUCCUUGGGUAGACUACAGGAGGGGUUUACCAUUGCCUCCUCCCACACAGUAUGAGAUGAUGCCUUUCAGCAUCUUCCUAGAUCGCUGCUGCCCAAAAUAGUACCAGCAGGGCUUCAAGCCGGCAACCUUCUGCUUGUUAGUAAAGCAUUUUCCCACUGUGCCACUUAAGGUGACAUACCCCUCCAAUAUCCUCCCAAUAUAUUUUCAAGCCACCUCUUCCUGUCCAGCUAAGAAUCUUAUAAAUUAUUGUUUUGUGGGGGUUGAAGUCUUACAUUUUUAUCCUAGUGGCCCUGAUCCAGAUAAAGUUAAUCAUGACUAAAUGUGUAAAUAUGGUUAGAAGAAUUGUACUGAAAAUCCCAUUGAAAUCAGGAGAACAGGUGGGAUUAACUUAAUUCCCGUCAUUUUCAAUGAAACUUAGUGAUAGUUAACUUUAACUGAACUGUGGCCAUUGUCCGACAUCCAGAACAAAAAACCACAUGUGGAACGAGCACUCUUGUGCUAGUGCAAGAGGAUGGCUUAGUUGUGCUAAAGUGGGGGAUUUUCACAAGAGUGCACCUGUGCUAUAGUGCUCUUUCACAAAAAUUCCCAUUAAAAUAAAUGAGGCAUGAUGCAGUCAAACAACACUAGUCUGCAAUGCAAGCUCCAGACCUAAUGCAACUGCUAAUGAACAUAAGAACAGCCUUGAUGAAUCAGGCCCAAGGCCCAUCUAGUCCACCAUCCUGUUUCACACAGUGUCCUUCCAGAGGCCUCUAAGAAGCCCACAGGCGAGGGGCAUGCCUCUUUCCUGCUGUUGCUCCCCUGCAACUGGUACUCUCAGGCAUCCUACCUCUGAGGCUGGAGGUAGUCUGUAGCCCUCAGACUAGUAGCCAUUGCAACAGCUAGUACAACAUCCUCCCACAUACAGUUAAUUGGUCUAUAUGUUGGCCAUUUGUCUUUUAAUGCAAUACCUUUCUCCUCCCUGACACUGUAUGAUCUUGUAGAAUAACAUAAACACAGGCAAAAAUGAGAAAGAAAAUAUUUCAAAAUUAUCAGCUUAUAAGUGCAAUGAAAUAUAUUCUUUCCUCACACACACACACACACACACACACACACACACAAAUUGUUCAUGCUUUAUAUUGGCAAAAUAGGAUUGCUAAGUGCAUUUAACAUCUUUCUGUAACUGUUCUGCUGUAUUAAUCUCAAAGGGGACACUAACUAUUAUUACAGUAUUUAAUUAGUUGAGUAACCAAAUCCUCUUAUUAAUGAAUGGAUAGGGGGGAAUUCUUUCUUCGGUGACAAUGUUUCAGAGAUUGGGUUUUGGCAGUAGACUUCCUUCAAUUAAUUAUUUUUUAACAAAAGAAAUUGUCUUUAACCUUCUUACAACACAUUUUCAAACCCACCCACCCCCCCACUUGGUAACAUAAUCCAAAGGAGAUGAACACUUAUUGUUCUCCCAAAGAAGUCUCUGACAUCACGUUUCUUCUAAAGUUGAAAAUAAUUACACUCAGUACAAACGUAAGCUUCUCUUAGCAAAAACUUAUCCCCUAGAAUUAAUGGCAACCACACAAUAGCGUCUCUUUAAAGACAUGGUUUAAUAAGGGUGAAAUGUUUGGUUUCUCCUUUCUGAUUGAGUCAAUUCACCAAGCUUGAAUCCAAAUGUGUUCAGCUCAUAAAGCACAGAACUCUUGUAGUGCUAGUUUAAAGUACAGUCUUGAAGCAUUGCUGUAUUAGAUUCUGUGCCCCCCCAAAUCUCUUUCUCUCUCUUUUACCAACACUCAAGUUGUGAUCCACACAAUUUUGGUCCCAAUUCAAAGAGAUACAGUUAUGCUUAAAUCCUGUUGAAUCCAGUGGGGUUUGUUAACCAUGACUAACUGUGUUAAACAUAUGCUUAAUAUUCUCCCAGUUACAGUCAAUAGAACUUCGAAUGGUGCUUAACUUUGGCUCAAUUCUGCCUUUAAAUUUCAAGUCAUGCCAAUUUCAACUGUUUUAGGUGAUAUAUCUUUUGUAAAGGUCCUGAAUCCAACAAUGUUCAUAACUGCGGGUACUGAGGGGAAAAACAAAUAUAGACAAUAUGCAUUUGGAGCACUAUACCGCCCAAGUUAUGAACAUUUACAUUCCAUUGCAUGAAGUGAAGAGUUGAGUUAUGUGUUUAAAUGUGUCCCACUGAAAUGGACAAAAUUUGCAAGUGCUUCAUUUUCGCUGGGUUGCGAAUUUUUGUAAGACAUUUUAAACUAGAAUAAUUUACUUAAGAAACCCUCCACCUACCCACAAUGCGUUUCAGCUCUCAAGCAUGGUCAGACUGUGAAAUGCGGGUAUGUUUUGCAAGAUGUGCCCAACCAUUUCACCAGCUGCCCAGAGAAGAAAAAGAACUCACACAACAAUAUUCAUUUGGAUCACUUCCCCAGUAUAAAACUGAUCAUGGGGUCCAGCCCUCAGACGUGCCCACAGGGAAGCAGUGAUAGGCCCCUUACCCCAUCUCGCUAAUACCAUCUUUGAAAUCUGAUAUGCAGGGCCAGUUUGCACGACCUCUUUGGCUACCUCCCAGAAGAAGUUAAUUGCAUUAAGUUCUGUUGAAAUUAGUGAAUUUCCUAGGCCCAGUGGUUUAGAUAGACUUCAACGUGGUUAGCAAUAGCGGGGUCAGAACCCGAGUGGAACACACAGGUGCUCCUCCCAUAUCCUUUGGCAAGCACAGAGAAAUGUAUUGUGUGGAUUGACCAAUCAAGCAAGCCACAUAUAUGGCUGGAUGCAAUUUCCUCAGUAGUGUAGGCAUUUCUUCAGAAACACUAGGGGUCCUGAGAAAUGCUGGCAGCCAUAUCCACAUAGUGGAGUGUGUCUGGUGAUGAUCAGGAGUUAUUUGUGUGUGUGUUUUAAAAAGUGUGCUUUGGCAACCUGCCUCCAGUCAAUCAUCUACUCCCAUGUAGCAAGCUAUGAGGACUUUACGUUUGUGAAAUGGUUAGUUUCCUCUCUGUGUGGUGAGAGAACAGCCACCAAGUUCUGAGCGGUGGAUAAUUUUGAAGUAGUUCAUUGGAAAGGAGCCAGACAGACAUGCACCUUACAAAAAUGCUUUAGCUUAUCAUAAUGGGAUCAUAGAAUGUUAGAGCUGGAAGGGAUCUUGGAGGUCUUCUCCUUUAGCCCCCUGUUUAGUGCAGGAAACUGCUGCAGCAUCCCUGAUGGACGGCUGCCCAGCCUCUGUUUGACAACCUCUAGAAGAAGGAGAUCCUUUUCUAGAAGUUUUCAAACAAAGGCUGGACAAAUUAUUAUUAUCCUCCAGUGGAGACUCUUACCAUAAUGGAAACUGAGAUCAUGUUCAAUGGCAGCACCUAUUUUCCAUUAUGGGUCAUCCUGAGAAGUGUGCGUUCGGCUUCAUUUCUACAUGUGCACCUUUUCUUCUGGAUUUUAUUUGCAAGAAUUUGUUUUGUCCACUGAUCAGUUUAUCUCCCUGGCCUCCCAGCUUUUAAAAAAGAAUAGCUUACUGAUACAAGGGCCAAUCUGCCAAACACUGUACAGUGACUUCAUGCCUUUCACUUGGGUGGAACAGAAGUCUUAUAGAGGCCUCGAUCCAGGCAAUCAGUGGAGCAGCCCCCACCGUCGCUAAGCUCACACACAAUCCUCUUAUUGUAUGACAUAUUCCAUUAGAGAUAAUCUCCUUGAUCCAAGAAUCUGGAGUGGAAGAGGGAGCUGUUGUCCUCUCCUGCUCGUGUGGAGCUUUCCCUCUCCCUCGGCCAAUCAAGUAAUCAGCACUAUCAACUGACAGCACUUACCACCUGUCAGGCAGUGAGUUGAAGGCAGGGAUGAGAGAGCCCUAGACUGAACCUGGCACCCUCAUCCCCUCAACACGCUUAACAGUAAUUGACAGCACCAAUCACCCAUCAGUGCAUACAAGGUGUAUUAACAUUACAUACAUACCCAUUUGCAUUGGCAUUAGGAGAGAUCUAAGAAUAUAUAAGCCACCUGUUUCCAUUCAUGAGCAGCGCUUCUCAGAUCAGGGUGAAUAUAUAUUUCUCUAGCUCUGUUGGUUCUAAAGCGCUUAUUUCUCCAAACUUUUUUUUUAAAAAAAAAAUUAUAAGCCGAAAAGAAGAAAAAUGCAGAAAAAAGAAAAAAAGAGAGACAAUCAAAUGCUUGGAGCUUAAAACAAAGUACGUGUGCAACCUACCAUCUCACUUGAAAUUUAAUAAAAAGAAAAUAAUUAUGUAAAUAUAACAUAGAGUUAUAGAUUUAUAUUUUGUUCAUAACACAUAGUGUAAUAUAAGUUGUAUAUUUUCAUGUUUUGGUUUUAUGUUAUCAUUCACGCCACAGUAAAUAAAAAAAAAUGAGUUGAUGUACUCUUUAAAAAAUUCUAAGAUGUGGGUUGCCAGAAUCCUGGUUUGGGGGGAGUGGGGAGUUGGUUCUUUUUUUCAUUUCCCUUUUUCAGUAUUAUUUGCCCUGCAAGGCACCAAUAAAAACAACAAAUGUGUUCUUUACCUAGA